Gastrolobium bilobum is the source of this 204-nucleotide messenger RNA. RefSeq lists its product as uncharacterized. The transcript has a single exon. Lineage: Eukaryota; Viridiplantae; Streptophyta; Magnoliopsida; Fabales; Fabaceae. Bases 1 to 204 code for a protein of 67 amino acids. The record is from RefSeq and is a predicted model, not a curated record.
AUGUGGUUCGUGUACGUGUGUGAUGAGGGAGAGAAGGAACUGGGUAGGAAACAAGCCCCAGGAUCAUGUCCUUAUUGUGGAGGCAAGGUUGAAGCCAUGGAUGUUGAGAUCCAGUGGAGGUUUUGCUUCUUGCCCAUGUGCUUCAAGAUCAAAAGGAAGUAUUCUUGUACUUUAUGUAACAAACGUUUAGAAUUGUAUUAUUAG